This is a messenger RNA of Sinocyclocheilus grahami, 2583 nucleotides long. Its product is annotated as alpha-catulin-like. The record is from RefSeq and is a predicted model, not a curated record. The transcript is spliced from 19 exons. Lineage: Eukaryota; Metazoa; Chordata; Actinopteri; Cypriniformes; Cyprinidae. Gene Ontology annotation, biological process: cell adhesion; Rho protein signal transduction. Bases 231 to 2339 code for a protein of 702 amino acids. Gene Ontology annotation, molecular function: actin filament binding.
UCUCUCUCUCAUACUACUGACUCGCCAGUGGCUGCAGCAGUCAGUCCUGUGGUUGUAGUUUGGUAUAUUGCAUGUAGAUGAACAGUCCUUUACUCAGAAGCGAGUGCGCGGGGAAUAUAGUAGAGAACAGACGGAGGGAUCUUUUAAACUAAACCAAACGCGCUUGCAGCAUUGAGACUCCUAGCAAACUCAGUGUUGUGGUGAGCGCUCGUGGGGUCGGAUCGGCGGGAAUGGCUUCGUCUCCGUGCGGCGGUGGGAACUUUGAUUGCGGGCUGGAGAUCCAAACUCGCUCGGUGGAGCAAACACUCAUCCCGCUCGUGUCUCAGAUUACCACACUGAUCAAUCACAAAGACAAGCUCAAGAAGACGGAGAAGACCUUACGGGCCAUCCAGAGAGUGGGGCAGGCGGUCAGUGUUGCAGUUGGCCGCUUCGUGGCCGUGGGUGAAGCAAUUUCAGCAGAGAAUGAAGACUUGAAGGACGAGAUGGGACUGGCUUGCUUUGAGGCCCGGAGAGCAGAUUUGCCACAGUGCCUCUAUGCUCUUACUGUGCUGGUUACCCUGGAGCAGCUGGAGAGAGUCAGCACUUUUCAGGAAUUUGUCCAAAUCUUCAGCCAAUUUGGGAACGAGAUGGUAGAGUUUGCCCAUCUCACAGGAGACAGACAGAAUGAUCUGAAGGAUGAAAAGAAAAGAGCUCGGAUGGCCGCUGCACGUGCUGUGCUGGAGAAAUGCACCAUGAUGCUCCUCACAGCCUCUAAGACUUGUCUGAGACAUCCAGACUGCGAGUCGGCACGGAUCAACAAAGAAGCAGUCUUCCAGCGUAUGCGUCUGGCCCUGGAGCAAGUCAUUGAGAUUGUGACUGACACGAGGAACGGUGGGGAGGCCAAAGCACUUCCUGUCAGCAUCUACGCUGGGAUUAGAGACUUUAAGGUUAAAGUGGAGGGUCUGAGAGACUCUCUGUACUGUGUGUCCUGUGAGGCUGUGGCGGCUCAGCUGGAAGCUCUGGUGGAGAAAACCGAAGAUUUUACAGACUCUGCCUACACCAGCCAUGAGCAGAGAGAGACAAUCAUACAGCUCUGCCAGAUCACACGUCAGGAGACCAAACAGCUCAUCAGCACAUGGAGACACGUGCAGCAAUCGCUUAAAGCCAAAGAGGCCACGGACGAGGUGGAGCUCUCUAUUUUGAAGACUUGUCAGAGUGUCAGUGAUCUCAGGCGAGAGCUUCAUAGGGUGGCGGUGGGAAGGGCCACUGAGCUGCUGAAGCUGCAUUCAGAUCAUCUAGUGCUGCAGGCCCUGAAGGCUUCCGGUGGGGAUGGAAACCUGGAGGCCGUGGCUGAUUAUGCUGGCACACUGACCGAACACAAAGAGCACCUGGUGGAGACUUGUCGUUUGCUCUGCCACAUUUCGGGGACCGAGCCGCUGGAGAUCACCUGUAUUCAUGCUGAGGAAACUUUCCGUGUCAUUGGACCUCAGAUCAUCUCAGCAGCACAGACCCUUGCUCUGCACCCCACCAGCAAGAUUGCCAAAGAAAACCUGGCUGUGUUUUGCGAGGCCUGGGAGUCCCAGCUGUGCGACAUGGCCAUCCUGCUGAAGGAGAUCAACGAUGUGUUUGAGGGCCGCAGAGGUGAUAAGAAAACAUAUCUGUCUCUACCCAGACCAGGGAAACUCUCUGCCAACCUGAAGACAGUCAAGGCUGCCAAACUUGACGCUGAGGAGCAAACCACCAUUGCCAAGCUUGGGCUGGAACUGUGUCUCCUCACCUCAGAUGUGGACUCCGAGGUGGAGCGCUGGGACGAGCAGGACCACGAGAUGGUUCGGCUGUGUCAGAUCAUAUCCAGCAUGGCGUAUUCCAUGUACCUCUUCACCAGGGGGGAAGGCCUACUGAAGACAACUUUGGAUCUAUUCCAACAAGCUGAGGUGUUGUCAGACCAAGGUCUCCAGCUGUGCCACAUCCUCCACUCUCUCUCCACACAGCUGCUGGAUGAAGACAGAAUCCUUAAUCUAUCUGAGACAGAGAAGCUGUCAGCUGCAUGUCAACAGCUGCAGGUCUGUGCCAAGACUCCAGUUCAGGGCAAAAGCGCCAUCUUUCAGAAGGUCGACUCAUCCAUACAGAAUACCAAAGGCAUCUUGACAGUGGUGGUCUAUUUACUGCCCAUCUGUAAUAAGCUCAUCAGAAAGUGUAAAUCAGAACGCAGCUGUCUGGCUUCACCUCAGCACUGGAGGGAGAAGCAGCUGAGCACGACCGUCAGUGAGGAAACUCUGAAUGGCAAAGGCUCCAGUGGCUUUGGGGUCAAAUCCCUGGAGCAGCACAUGGCCAAUCUAACAUUCCUGGAGAGCAAAUAGUUCUGAAAACCAAUGGCGCUUCUGCCUGUUCUCACGCACACAGUGCAUGGCAAUGCACUCGCCCACAACGUGCCAUUCUUUGUGCUUCUGCCCAUUCGCUUUGUGGUGUAUGAUAGCGUUAGCAUUACCAGCCUCAUUCCAGAUACCGAAAAAUAUUGAAGAAAAAAACCCUUCAUUGCAUGUGUUCAAGUGAUUAUGCGACCCUUUCAAGUGUAAUGGCUGGUAAAUAAGCUACAGUUUUAAC